GAACGGGUGAGGGGCGGAGCGAGAGGAGAAGGAAGCCUCGGCUGCCACUCCACAAAACGCCGCGUCUGAGCCAGGAGAGCCGACCUGCGCCAGCCCUGGGCUCCGAUUUCCGGUCUUCUAAGAAUCAGGAGGAAGAAACACCAUGUGGCUUAACCUUUUACUUGGAAACAUAGCUUUUUAAAAGAGAUGGCUGACAAGGCUGGAAAAAAUCUUUCAGGCCCACUGUUCAUUGAAGUUGAAUAUGAUUAUGAAUAUGAAGCAAAAGACAAAAGGAUUGUGAUAAAACAAGGGGAGAAAUACAUCUUAGUAAAAAAGACUAAUGAUGACUGGUGGCAAGUCAAAAAGGAUGAAAAUUCCAAACCCUUCUAUGUGCCAGCACAAUAUGUUAAAGAAAUGACGCGCAAAGCACUAAUGCCACCUAUUAGGCCAUUAGUUGGACUGCCAAACAACUCUCUAAAACUUGCACAUGGCUUACAGAGGUCAACAGAAAAUGUGAAUAAAUCUCCAGAGCUUUCAACUUCAGGGAAAUCGUAUCUAGUUCAAGCUCAGGAUGCCAACCAGAAUCUGGGACCAAACAGUAGCCCAGGUCAGAAUACUGGACUUAGCAUAGAACUUGCCCCAAACAAUGGAAAGUUUAAUGAUUUACAGUUUGUUAAAUUUUCCAGUCAGAACAUGAACUUAUCUGGGUCUCACUUUCAUUGUUCAGAAUGUAUGGAAACUGAGAAGACCAGCUUCUUGCAAGAACAACCCUGUGAUUCUGUAGGCGAAGAAAAAAUCCACCAAGAUUCAGAGUCCGGAGAUGACCUCAGUAGCAGUUCCACAGAACAAGUACAGCCAGUGACACCACCAAGCCAAGGAAGACCAGAUUCACCUGUUUAUGCUAACUUACAAGAACUGAAAAUUUCUCAGUCUGCACUACCACCUGUGCCUGUAAGUCCUGCAGUCCAAAUUAGUGGGGAGUGGGAGACUCAUAAGGAUAUUACAGGACGCUACUACUAUUACAACAAAGGAACACAGGAGAGAACCUGGAAACCGCCACGUUGGACUCGGGAUCCAAGCAUAACAAAAGGAGACUGUUUGAACCAAAUAGAUCAAGAGACAAUUUCAACACAAGAAAACUCUCACAGUCCUUGUAACAGCCAGCCAGACAGUCAAUAUGAUUCUCCUCCCAAAGGCUGGUCAGAGGAGAUGGAUGAACAUGGCCAAACACAAUAUACCAGUGAUCUCACCAAUGAAAAGUGGGUAAAACAUGUAGAUGAACAAGGUCGGGCAUACUAUUACAAUGCAGAUGGAACACGUUCAGAAUGGACUUUGCCAAAUUAUAAUGCUUCACUACAACUGCAAAAAGAAAUAGUUAAAAGCAGAAGUUUGGAGAGGAGACUUCAGGAACCAGUAGUUUUAACAAAAUGGAGGCAUAGCUGUGUUGUGUUGGAUACAAAUGACAAGGAUUUUUCUUUUCCUGCAAAGAUUGCAUUUCCUGAGAAUGGAUCCUCUCCUUCCUCACCAAGGCAUCAAAUCACAGAUCAAGAGAAGUAUGGAUUAUUAAAUGUAACUAAAAUCACAGAAAAUGGGAAAAAAGUCCGAAAGAAUUGGAUGUCAUCUUGGGCAGUAUUGCAAGGUUCCUCAUUACUGUUUACCAAGACUCAAGGAAGUGGAACUGGUUGGAAGUUUGGGGUCAAUCAAUCUAAACCAGAGUUCACAGUGGAUCUCAAAGGUGCAUCUAUUGACUGGGCUUCAAAGGAAAAAUCGAGCAAGAAAAAUGUGAUCGAGAUGAAAACACGCCAGGGAACUGAACUAUUAAUUCAAUCAGACAAUGACAUAUCUAUUAUGGAAUGGUUUAGAGUUCUUGAAUAUGCUAUCAGUAACCAGACAGUAGAGUCUGAAGAAGCAUUGGAUGAUGAAAUGCCAGAUUCGCCUGGAUUGGAAAAACAAGACAAAGAAAAGGACCAUAAAGAUUCUAAAAAGAUUCGUUCACUAAAAAUAUCUAGCAGUAUUGAUUCUUCAGAACAAAAGAAGACUAAAACGAAAUUGAAGAAGUUUUUAAUCCGCAGACCUACUUUACAAGCAGUCCGUGAAAAGGGCUACAUUAAGGAUCAGGUAUUUGGCUGCAAUCUAAGCAGUUUGUGUCAAAGAGAAAAUAACACUGUGCCAAAAUUUGUGAAGCUGUGCAUUGAACAUGUUGAAGAACAUGGAUUGGACAUUGAUGGAUUGUACAGAGUUAGUGGUAAUCUUGCAGUAAUACAGAAGCUAAGAUUCGCAGUUAAUCAUGAUGAAAAACUGGACUUGAAUGACAGCAAAUGGGAAGAUAUUCAUGUCAUCACAGGGGCUUUGAAAAUGUUUUUUAGAGAAUUGCCAGAACCAUUAUUCACUUUCAGCCAUUUCAAUGAUUUUGUCAAUGCCAUUAAACAAGAGCCUCGGCAACGUGUUCAAGCUGUAAAAGAGCUGAUUAAACAGUUGCCAAAGCCAAAUCACGAUACGAUGCAGGUGCUGUUCAGACACCUCAAGAAAAUUAUAGAAAACGGAGAGAAGAAUCGAAUGACCUAUCAAAGUAUAGCCAUAGUCUUUGGCCCAACUUUAUUAAAACCUGAGAAAGAGACUGGUAAUAUAGCAGUUCACACAGUGUAUCAGAACCAGAUUGUAGAAUUAAUCCUAUUGGAAUUGAACUCAGUCUUUGGACGUUGAAAGGCCUCACUGGCCUUUGAAGGACAAAAACUCGGCUCUGACAGAAACAGCAUCUCAAUAUAUAUUAUGUCUUUGUGGACCAAGCAGCCACUUGAUGGUAUUGCACUUUUUUUGGGGGGGAGGGAGAAGAGUGUGAUUUAUUUUUGCUGGGUUUUGAAAGCUAUUAACUUUGAUUUUUUUUUUACAAUAAAUGUUAUGGAUAUUACAAAGUUUAUAUGAUUCUAGGGACACUUAAACUGGAGAUUUUAUAUAGAUGUACACACUGGAUUUUUUUGGGUGGAAGAAGCUAAUUUCAGUCAGGAUUAUCUAGAAUGGCAUUUUAAUCUUUAUUUUAAAUACAGAUUGUCCUCAACUUAUAACCAUUAUUUAAUGAUUAUUCAAAUUUAUAACUGCUGGGAAAAGCGAUUUAUGAUCAUCUCUAGCAGUUAUGACUGUUUUAAUGUCCCCACAAUCACAUGAUCAUGGUUUAUAUACUUGGCAACCAGCAGUUGCAGUGUCCCAGGAUCACAUGAUCACCAUUUGCAACCCCGCCGAAAGCAAAGCCAAUGAGGGAAGCUGGAUUUGCUUGAAAACUGUGUGAUAAAUUUAACAACUAUGGCAAAAAGUUGUAAAAUUGGACAUGGUCACAUAAACAUAUUGCUUAUUGACAGAGGUUCUGUACCAAUGAUGGUCAUAAAUCAAAAAUUCUGUAACCUUAGACUUAAUAUUUGCUUUGGAGAAAAUAAAUUCUUUAUCAACUGACUUUGAAGAACUUUAUGAGCUAUUUUUAGUGAAUCAAUGCAGUGCAAGCUCACAAAUUAAAAUGUAUAAGAGAAUUCCCGUUAUUCAUUUACAGAUUUCUGUAUUAAUUUGACAGAUUAAACAAGUGCUAACAGUGGGCAGUGUAAAUUCCUUCACUACACCAAUUUUACUUGCCAUUGAUAUUUCUGGACUUACUCAGAUUUUAGCUGGCUUUAUUUUUUAACCACAUACUAUUAUUGCUUCAGAUACUGAAUUGGUGCAUAUAACCAGUGGAGGAUAUAUCUGUGACCAGCUGGAGUGUUCAGCAUUUUUUCCAAGAUAUGUGUAUGUGAGUGAGUGAGUGAGUGUGUGUGUGUGUGUGUGUGUGUGUGUGUGUGUGUAUAGUUUGAGAUUAAAUCCUAUUUAGCAAAUCUAACUGGAAGUUGAUAUUGUAAUGAAUUCUUGCAUGAAUCUGUGGUAGUAAAAUCAGAUGUAAAUACACACUGAAGUCCUAACUGGGUGUUUUAUUUUUUUAUUAUUAUGUGUAUACACUGUUGUAUACUUUCUACUCCUACACUUUGAAUGUGUAUAUUAAUAACUGGUAUUUGGUGUACCUCCAAUGGAUAUGCUGUUCCUACAGAAAAAUGGGUUACUUGGAAAACUCUGUGCACUUUUUAAAUGCUAACAUCUGCACGCCAAUAAUUCUAAUGCAAAUGGUACUGGAAAAAUACUGCUUGCUUUACAUGGUUAAUGCACUACAAGCAGAACCUCUGAUGUUAUUUAAUAUGUACAGGAGCUAUAUUAGAUAAAUAUAUUGCAAAUUCUAACAUCUAUAUAUUGCAGAAACUUAUAUUUGAAUAGAUGGAUGUCUUGAUGUAAUGAAAAUGCUGAACUUAAGGAUUCCUUUUGAUUUUAAUGAUGUAGAUUGAUUUGUAAAAUAAUUUCAGAAGAUUUUGUUACAGGAUACAUGGUCUGCAGAAGAUUUUUUAAAUUGUAUUUUUCUAGACUAACUGCUAUAUCUGACAUUUGCUAUGUGGAAAUGAAAUAAAACCGUUAGUUGUUCGGAAUGUGGUGCUUCAGAUUUGAAAUGCAAGUUGUGCCAUAUUGAAACUAUAAAUAAAAACCAACCAAUCAUUUCUUGGUUGCUGGUUUUAUAAUGCAUUAAUGAUCUUUGACUUACAAGGACUCAGUGAAUUCAUCGUUGGCAAACAGUCCUGAUGGCCAGAAAAGAAGUGGAAGGGAUUUACUGAAUAAUAAUUCCCUCUACAGGAUUCAUGGGACAGUUGCCCUCACCAUUUUAUUUGAUCAAUUUAACAACAUUAAGGCAUUAUUUAAAAGGCUUUCUUGAGAAGAAAAACUUUGUAAUAUUGACCUCAAUGUAGAAAAGGCCCAGUUCUAUUAUUGAUCAUAGAGGUUUUUGUGGAAGAAACAAUAUGCAGGUCACAUGCCUAUUAAGGCAUUUGGAAACAAUGGGUGUAUUUCCGGAGAAUGAAACUGUAUAAUAUGCUCCUUUACUAGUUUAAGUCAUAAAGAUGAUCACAGAAUUUAUUUUCUUCCUGUAUCUGUCUUUCAGAACAUUCUCCUGACCAGAAAUAGUAGCUUAUUGGAUAAAACUGUUUUAUUUUCUGUAUUCUGAUUUAUCUUAUAUAACCGAUAAUAAAACUAAAAAAAAGUAUUGCUGGGAAGAAAACUCUGAUGGAAGAUUAGCUCCCAUCCCAGUUAGCUUAGAAAAUUAUUAUUAGAAUAAAUUAAAGACUAUUUCUUUGUAUCAAAUAUCAAAAUUGCUAGAACAUGCUACAGCUUUGCUUCUUUCUUCUUACACAGAUAUUGAGAACAUUUAACAUAGUUUUCAAGCAGACUUUGUGAUAAAUGGCUUUUGCAAAUAUAAUUCUGGAAGCUAAUCAUUCAACAUAUAUUCUUAUAAUUCUUCUCCAAAUAAGUUAUUAAUAGCUAGAAAUUUUCUUAAGUCAUGUAGUUGAAACACUCUAUAAUAGAUAUUAGCUCAACUUUUAAAGGUGCAUUUUGGUUUGCAAGAUAAGCAAGGAUCACCUUCUUAAACUUCCUCAAGCAUCCUGUAAAUAUUCUGAACUGCAUUAAUUUGAAUAUGUCUCAAAACAGGUGCAGUAAAUAUUCCUAGUUUUGACUCUGUUUCAAUAAUAUAUAUAAAACAGCCUAUCUCCAAAGAUUAUGAAGGUUUGGUUAAAUCACAUUUAUGUUACAAAGAAGAUAGACCAAUUUAUUGUUGUCAUUUCGAAAUGAUGAUGUGUAAUGAGAAAGUAUUCUGCCUUUUGCAGUUGACUAUAUUUGCCUUGGUAGAUGGCUAAUGAAUUAAUUGGCUUUGAUAUAUGAUAGUGUUAUUUCCAUGACUGUUUCCUAAAUCUCUUACUGCGGAUAAAACAUUCUUUAAGUUUUGUGCCAGAAAUAAACUGUUAUUUAAAUAUUUCUAUUUGAUUGUUUAAAAUUACAUAAAUAAAAAUUAAUAAUUAGUGAAAAUGGAAAAAAUAUAAGUCCCAAACUGAAUUUAUGAAAUUUUGGCAUAAAUUAACAUUUUAAAGAAUCUGGAGCCAACAUAAUGCUGCAAAAUUAACAUAUCAAAGCCAUUAGCUGUAAUACAUCAGUAUGUAUUUACCAGAAGUGUGCCUGUGUUUCAGAACAAAUAAGUUGUGCUAAUUCAGGAUUUGCUUUGUUGGAAAUGGUUUGUGUUUUCCCUGGGAUGCAGGGAGACACUUAAUUAGUGGCAUUCAAGUUAUCUUGUACUUUUUAAAUUAAGAAACUGUGGAUUACUGUGAAAUGAGUUUUACUCAUUACUGGCAAUGAGUUUGAUGCUCUUUUUGACAUAAAUAAACAUUUAACUCUCA
Molecule: messenger RNA, 6260 nt
Organism: Ahaetulla prasina
Lineage: Eukaryota; Metazoa; Chordata; Lepidosauria; Squamata; Colubridae
Gene: ARHGAP12
Product: Rho GTPase activating protein 12
Exons: 18
Coding region: 187-2682 (831 amino acids)
Biological process (GO): signal transduction; regulation of GTPase activity
Cellular component (GO): cytoplasm
Molecular function (GO): protein binding
Source: RefSeq, a predicted model, not a curated record